Messenger RNA from Microthlaspi erraticum, 190 nucleotides. NCBI's taxonomy places the organism in Eukaryota, Viridiplantae, Streptophyta, Magnoliopsida, Brassicales, Brassicaceae. The record is from the annotation of a GenBank genome assembly.
AUGCAUAAAAGAAGGGCUAAAACCAUGUAAAAUGCAAGUACAUCAGUCGACCGCGGGCAAUGUUUCCCGGGUCGUGAUUGAUCGGCCGACGGUUUGGACUUUGGCCGAGACUUCAGACGGACGGACGUAUUUGGCCGAGCGCGGAACAUGUUCGUUCCUCGGCCAGCCGGACUGCGCGGUUGGGCGCUGA